Molecule: messenger RNA, 2338 nt
Organism: Cryptomeria japonica (Japanese cedar)
Lineage: Eukaryota; Viridiplantae; Streptophyta; Pinopsida; Cupressales; Cupressaceae
Product: probable inactive receptor kinase At2g26730
Exons: 4
Coding region: 82-2061 (659 amino acids)
Biological process (GO): protein phosphorylation
Molecular function (GO): ATP binding; protein binding; protein kinase activity
Source: RefSeq, a predicted model, not a curated record
UCAACAAUUCACCUCAUUGCAGGCCGCUGCCUUGUAAAUUAUUUUCUAAUCACAAGGGAAGCCAAAUUUCAUCACUGGUCUAUGAUUGGCACAAACCCAUAUUUUUUUAGUGCAGAAAAGGUACAUUGGGUAUAUCAUGAAUUCGUACAAUUUAUGCUUAUAAAUCAGCCCAAGGGAGAUGUCAGGACUACCACAAUGGCAGGCAGGAAAAUCUCACAUACCCACAUGAAAAUAAUAACAAGAGCAAUAUUUGUUCUCUGCCUGUUCCAAUCAGUAGCAUAUUUCUGUGUUGCAGAAGAUGAGAAUGUUAUUCGGGCUCUGUUGGAGUCUUCCAAAGCUAUGGAUAAGAACCAAUCAGUUCUGACCAGCUGGAAAGAAGACACAGACCCCUGUAAAUGGACUGGAAUAACCUGCAAAGGUGGCAGCCAUGUUACACAUAUUGUGUUAGAAGGCCUCCAGCUCAAUGGGACCCUUGAUUCAAAAGCCCUCUGUCAGGUAAAAACCCUAAGAGUCCUGAGCCUGCAAGACAUUGGCAUUCAAGGCCCUCUUUCCUCAGACAUAUCAGCCUGCACGAACAUACAGCGAAUAUAUCUGAGAAACAACAAACUGUCAGGGCCCAUACCUGAGGAACUGACCGGCCUGAAUCGGUUACAACUCCUGGACCUCUCCAACAACUACUUUUCAGGCCCGGUUCCGGCCUUCAAUGGCGCCUCCAUUACCCUCGACAUCUCGGGAAAUCCGGCCCUAUGUGGUGGACCCCAAAUGCAGCAAUGCAGCAUUGAACCUGCAGCCAGUCCGGUAACAUCUCACCGGAAAAAGAGAGCUGCCGCCCGGUUCGCCAUGUGGGCGGGCUACGUUGCUUUGGCAGUAACGCUGCUCUUUGUCUUCACCUUCAUUUUUCUCCACCGCAAAAAGUACUACAACAAAAUAGAGGCGAAGGUGGAGAAGGUCCGUAGCGGGUGGAGCGCUACACCCUCUAAAGCUACGACACCUGGAACGAUGACACCGUCGAAAAUGAACAAAAGCUCCGAGUUUUUGACAUCUAUGAGCUCGGAAUACGCGGUGUCGAUGGUGGACUCGAAGUCCACAUCGCUCGUGUUUUUGGAUGAGCGGCGGAAGGGCAUGAAGUUCGAGGAGCUUCUUCGCUCCUCGGCUGAGCUGCUCGGACGAGGCGGCCUUGGGAGUCUCUAUAGGGUUGUCUUGUACGAUGGUAGCAGUUGGGUGGUGAAGAGAAUCAGGGAUAUUCGUGUCCCUCGACAGGACUUUGAGCGACGAAUGGCACUGAUCGGCCGGCUUAAACAUCCCAAUGUUCUACCUCUGGUGGCAUAUUAUUGUUCUAAGGAAGAGAAGCUACUUGUCUAUGAUCAUCUACGCAACGGAAGCAUUUCUACACUGCUGCAUGGGCACUUUGAAGACAAAAAACUGGACUGGCAGACAAGAUUAGCAGUGGCAAGUGGAGUAGCCCAUGGUCUUGCUUACCUCCAUCACCAAAACCCAAACUCCCCUCAUGCCAACCUCAAAUCCUCCAACAUCCUCCUCAAUGACAAAUAUGAGCCCUGCAUUUCAGAAUAUGGUCUAUUCUUCCUCCUUGAUGAACCUGCAGGAAUUUCCCCAGGCCAAUGGAGUGGCUACAAGGCACCAGAAUACAACCAAACCAAAAGAUUUACCCACAAAUCUGAUGUCUACAGCUUUGGCAUCAUGCUUCUAGAGCUCCUCACUGGAAAACCAGUGGACAGCUCAGGGCUGGAUUUGCCCAGGUGGGUGACCUCUGUUGUUAGAGAAGAGUGGACUGUGGAAGUGUUUGAUCAGAGCAUGGUGCAAACUGGGUCUCACUCCAGUGAGGACAGAAUGGUGCAACUGCUCAGAAUUGCUGUGAGUUGUGUGUCUAAUAAUCCUGCAUCCAGACCAGUAAUGGCAGAGGUGUCUAGGCUUAUUGACAAGCUUAAGGAGGCAGAAGAACAGAGUAUUGAUCAGAGUUAUAUGGAGUCCUCCUCUACUUCUACAUCCUAUGUUUCAGGCAAUGCAACACCUGAUAGAACUCCUAUGUCUGUGAGUAGGUAGUAGGAUUGUAAUUCAUGUAGGGUUUUCAUUAUGUUUUCUUUCAUCACAUUCCAUGCCCUAUUGGCAGGGUUUUGUGUAGAGGAGCUUUGUAUUGGGUGUUGUAUUUGUUGAGGCAGACCUUGUAAUUUGGCCUGUAUUGGAUGUUAGUUUUUUCUUGAAUAAGGCCUUUUGAUUUUGGCCUGGUUAGGAGUAAUUUAAGAUAGAUAAUCUUUGGUUGAAUUUUUUAUGUAGAAAUCAGCUCUAAGUUUAUUUUUAAUGUAGAAAUCAGCUUAACAUU